This is a messenger RNA of Tilletiopsis washingtonensis, 2826 nucleotides long. RefSeq lists its product as hypothetical. Gene Ontology annotation, biological process: long-chain fatty acid biosynthetic process. The transcript has 5 exons. Gene Ontology annotation, cellular component: fatty acid synthase complex. Bases 1 to 2826 code for a protein of 941 amino acids. The record is from RefSeq and is a predicted model, not a curated record. Gene Ontology annotation, molecular function: holo-[acyl-carrier-protein] synthase activity. NCBI's taxonomy places the organism in Eukaryota, Fungi, Basidiomycota, Exobasidiomycetes, Entylomatales.
AUGUCCAUCCUCCAGUCCGCCGACCCGGCCGUGCUGCGCUCGAAGCUGAGCGAGAUCAUCGCCGGCGCCGACGCCGCCGCGCGCGAGGAGGCGUCGCGCGGGCGCAUCGAGCUCAAGCGCGGCUACUGCACCAUCCCGCUGCCCGGCAUCGACGUGCCCUUCCACUCGCGCGUCCUCGGCGGCGGCGUGCCCGAGUUCCACGCCUUCCUCAGCAAGCGCAUCGGCGACAUCAACCCCGACAUCCUCGUCGGCAAGUACAUCCCCAACCUCGUCGCCAAGCCGUUCGAGCUCACCAAGUCCUAUGCCGAGCUCAUCUUCGCGACGACGGACUCGCCGCGCCUCGGCAAGAUGCUGCAGAACUGGGAGGCCGACGGCUGGGGCACGCCCGAGAAGCGCCAGCGCCUCGCCAAGGAGCUGCUGCUGCUGCUGCUCAGCCACCAGUUCGCCAGUCCCGUGCGCUGGAUCGAGACGCAGGACGUCUUCUUCAACGCGCCGUACUCCUUCGAGCGCUUCAUCGAGUUCGGCCCUUCGCCGACGCUCAAGGGCAUGGCGCAGAAGACUGCCGCGCUGAAGUACGCCGCGCGUGACCAGGCCAAGGGCAAGCGCCGCGCCAUGUUCUGCCACUCGGGCGACAAGGACAAGAUCUACUACAACUUCGCCGACGCCGAGGCUGCCGCUGUCGAGACCACGCCUGCUGGCCCGUCGUCGGCCGCCGCUCCGGCGCCCGCUGCUGCGGCACCCGCGCCGGCUGCUGCCGCUCCGGCACCGGCCGCUGCUCCUUCGGGCGGCGCCGCGGCUGCCGACGUGCCCGACGAGCCGCUCAAGGCCGUCGACACGCUGCGCGUCAUCCUCGCGCAGAAGCUCAAGAAGCCGCUGGCCGAGGUGCCGCUGAGCAAGGCCAUCAAGGACCUCGUCGGUGGCAAGUCGACGCUGCAGAACGAGCUCAUCGCCUCGCUCUCCGAGGAGUUUGCCAACCUGCCCGAGCGCGGCGAGGAGAUGCCGCUCGAGGAGCUCGGCGCCACGCUCGCCGCCGGCUACAGCGGCGCACCCGGCAAGUACACGUCGGCGCUCGUCGCCCGCAUGGUCGGCGGCAAGAUGCCCGGCGGCUUCAACCUCGCCACCGCCAAGGCGCACCUCAACCGCACCUGGGGCCUCGGCCCCGGCCGCACCGACGCCGUGCUGCUCGUCGCGCUCACGCAGGAGCCGGCGAAGCGUCUCGGCGCCGAGGGCGACGCCAAGGCGUUCCUCGACACGGCCGCGCAGCAGUACGCGCAGAACGCCGGCAUCACGCUCAGCUCCGGCGGCGGCGGUGGCGGCGGUGGCGGCGGCGGCGGCGGCUCGACGAUCAGCGCCGAGGAGCUCGAGAAGCUGCAGGGCCGCCACGACGAGCACGCGCGCCGCCAGAUCCAGAUCCUCGAGCGCUACAUCGGCGUCGACGGGCGCGCGGGCGCGCGCCUGGCCGAGAGCACCAAGGCCGAGCUGGCUGCGGCGCAGGGCCAGCUGGACGCCAUCUCGCGCGAGCACGGCGAGACGUACAUCAACAUGAUCAUGCCGCGCUUCGACGCCCUCAAGGCGCGCCACUUUGCCUCGUACUGGAACUGGUCGCGCCAGGACGCGCAGCACCUGUGGUACGACAUUCUCUCGGGCCGCCUCACGACCGUCGACCGCGAGAUCACGCAGCGCUGCCUCACGAUCCUCGCGCGCGCCGACGCGACGCUCAUCGAGCUCAUGGCGUACACGAUUGCCAAGGUCGACCCGACGCAGGGCCCGACGUACGCGCUCGCCAAGGAGUUCGGCCAGAUGCUGCUCGAGAACUGCCGCGAGGCGCUCUCGCACCCGCCGACGUACAAGGAGGUCUACGCGCCCACCGCGCCCCACACGCAGAUCACGGCCAAGGGCGACAUUGUGUACGAAGAGGUGAAGCGCGAGGGCGUGCGCAAGCUCGAGGCGUACGUCGCCGAGAUGGCCGCCGGCACGCGCGUCGGCCCGCAGGUCAACGUCGAGGCGGCGCGCGAGCAGAUGGCCAAGCUGUGGACGCUCAUCCGCAACGAGCCCUCGUUCAGCAAGGUCGGCAAGAACACGAUCAAGUCGAUGUACACCGAGGUCGUGCGCUCGCUCGGCCCGACGCGCCAGCUCGGCGCCGGCCCGCGCUCCGGCCCGCGCCACCGCCGCCAGUCGUCGCAGGCCGGCCCGCGCCCCGUCGUGCUGCCCGAGCCGGCGGCGCUGCCCGAGAACCGCGAGCCGUUCCUCAACUUCAAGCGCAAGGUCGGCGGCGAGUGGCAGACGAGCACGCAGCUCACCGGCGUGUACAUGACGCUGCUCGAGGACAUGGCCAAGAACGGCGUGACCUUCCAGGGCCAGAACGCGCUGCUCACCGGCGUCGGCAAGGGCUCGAUUGCGCUGGAGGUCGCAAAGGGCCUGCUCGCCGGCGGUGCGCGCGUCGUCAUCACGACGUCGUCGUACUCGCGCGCCACGCUCGACUUCUACAAGACGAUCUUCCAGAACGUCGGCGCGCGCGGCGCCACGCUCACCGUCGUGCCCUUCAACGGCGCGUCGAAGGAGGACGUGCAGAACCUCGUCACGUACAUCUACGAGACGCUGCGCAUGGACCUCGACAUCCUCAUUCCCUUUGCCGCCAUCAGCGUCGUCGGCAAGCAGAUCGACGACAUCGACGACCGCGCCGAGGUGGCGUUCCGCGCGAUGCUCACCAACGUCGUGCGCCUCCUCGGCGCCGUCAAGGCCGUCAAGGCGGCCAAGCACAUCGUCAGCCGCCCGACGGUCGUGCUGCUGCCGCUGUCGCCCAACCACGGUGUCUUUGGAAAGUGA